AUGCCUGUUUCUCGCUCUCAGCAAAUCCUACUUCGCAAUGGAACGGUUCUAGUCCACGAAGGAACCCACGUCAAGCCACUGCUCGGGCAUGAUCUCUUAAUCGAGGGAAACACGAUCAAGAAGAUCGGCGAAGGUCUACAGUUGCCAGCCGGUGGUAAGGAGGUCGAUUGUACCAGGAAGAUCAUAUCCCCUGGGUUUGUGGAUACUCAUCAUCAUGUGUGGCAGACGCAGCUGAAAGGGCGUCAUUGUGAUCAUACUUUGAUGCAGUACUAUCCUACCGGAAAUAUGCAGCCCUUCAACUACGAGCCCGAGGAUGUCUUCUGGGGACAACUUGGGGGCUGUCUACAGAGUAUCGACGCCGGCGUGACCACCGUCGUUGAUCAUGCGCACAUGUCCUAUUCUCCGGAGCAUGUGGACGAGGCAAUUCGGAGCUCCGUGUCCUCCGGCAUUCGCACGUUCCUCUGCUACACCCCGAUCCCACUGAUCAAGAGCUGGUCGUCGACCCUAGAGUACGAGGAGGAAUUUCCUCCAUCCUGGUGGUUGGCAACCCUUGAGCGUCUCCUCAAAAACGAGCCGUUUGGCAACGGCCGGGUGAAUAUAGGCGUUGCUCUUGAUUUCAUAUACCACUCCGAUAUCGUCCUCGGUCUGUGGAAGAAGGCCAAGGAGCUGAAUGUAAAGCUCUUGACUUCGCAUUACGUUCCGCGGUUUGACGCGAUCAGCACCGUACAGCUCCUCUCCGAGCACAAUCUCCUCAGCCCUAGCAUCGUUUUGUCUCACACCAACGACUUAUCCGACGCCGACGCCCACAGCCUCGUGAAGAACGAUAUCUUUGUCUCCGCGACCCCCGAAACAGAGCUCCAGAUGGGCCACGGCCAUCCCGUCGCAUUCCACCCCACUCUUAAAUCCCACACUUCGCUCGGCAUCGACUGCCACUCUAACAACUCGGCUGACAUGCUCACCCAGAUGCGCCUCGCCUUGCAGCACGCGCGCGCAGCCCAUAACCAGACCACCUUGAGGGCUAGCGAGCCGCCGCGCGUCGACAUCACCGUCGAAGAAACCUUUAAUCUGGGUACGAUCCAGGGCGCCAGGGCUGUGAGCAUGGCAGAUCAGAUCGGUAGUCUUGCCGAGGGGAAGAGGGCCGAUGUUGUGGUCUUCGACGCGACGAGUCCCGGCAUGAUCUGUGCCGCCGACGAGAAUCCCGUAGGUGCGAUUCUCCUGCAUGCCGGGGUGCGUGAUAUCGAGAUGGUGAUUGUGGAUGGGCAGGUGAGGAAGGAAGGGGGACGGUUACGGCCGGUGAAGAUCCUGGAGAGAGUGGAUGCAGAGAGAGGGGUCGAGAUUGGUUGGGAUGAAGUUGCUAAACAUCUUCUGGAGAGUCGGGAAAGAAUCAUUCAGAGAGGUCAGGGGCAGGAUGUUGGGGCUGCUAAGCUGUGCGAUACCGAUCCUCGUGGUGGUGGCAACCGAGCUUCCAUCGUGCCACAACUCCGCACGGGUGGCGGAAUCCCUCAGCACUUGCCUAUACUCUCCCCAGCUGACCCGAAUCCUGCUUCCUUGCGCGGAUGGGUGCUUCCUUGCGUAGUCCACGCAGGAACUUGGCCAGGAGGUGCCGCCGUUGACCACCCCGUCGACUCCUCUGUCGGCGAUUCUCACGCCGUUUCGCAUGCCUCGGAGACUCCUCGUCCGGUAGAGUCCACGGAUGCGCCAUCAUCAUCUGAGGGGGAUAAGGAACAGAAACCCACUGGUGGCUCCGCUGGAAGUAAAGCGGACGAUAAGCCGUCCGCGGAUCAUACUGGUCAGGAUGCGGGAUCUGGACAAGUGGAGGAACUAGACGACUUCGGUUUGCCGAUUCGACCGCGUGCCAACCCUGCCCGGUCGCCGACUGAGUCUUCCGAAGACACUCAGGAGUUCCACGAUGUUCAGGAGGCCGCUGCGGACACGACAGACGACGACAAAGCGAGUAAACCGGGAGAGCAAGUGAUUGCAGACAAGCCAGAGGAGGAACGAGAACAGCAAUCAGUACCCCAGAACGACGUAUCGGAGAAUUUGGAGCCUGGAAAAGAGGAGACGCAGCCUACGAUUGCAACCCCUACUGCAACUUCUACCGCAUUUUCUACUCCGCAGAAGACAGAGACCCCCCAGGAGGCUGAACCGACUCCACCCAAGACCAACGACAAGAAUGAAAUCUCCGGCAUCUCCCCGGACCAUGAAGAUGGGCCACCACCGCCAUACACAAAGGAUCCAACUCCACAAAAUACAGCUCUCUCGACUCAACCGGAGACCACGCGUCAGAAACGGGCAAGUCUCAAAGCUUCGGAAUGGUCACAUCAGCGACUCAAUGAAGCCAAGGAAUCCGAAAGUGAGCCUGAGGAAGAAGACGAUGGUGGGUGGAAGGAGAUGCCCGCUGUAGAUGAGUUUGAUUUUUACGACGAUUAUGGACGUCUUGUCGUGCGCGGCGCCAAAACGGAGAGUAACGAAGCAGUUUAUCAAGGACUAGGAGGUGCUGGAAAGGGGUACACUCGUGUGCAACUUGACGAGGAUGCCCACUCAGUGACGAGCUUGGACGAAGACACGAGCUAUCUUUUCAAAGAAAACAGUGCCACAGCGGCUGGCUUGGAGGGGGAAGAGAUGCGUGAUCCCUUAAGUCAAUUACAGGCGACCAAGGACUUACUUAAUGAAACCCAAAAAAUCGCGUACGUUGGCGUGGUCAGACUUGCUAUUCAUCAGAUUGCGUCGGAUAUGGAGAAGAUACCGGUCACCAGAGGCACCCGCAAGGCAAAGCAAAAAAGCAUCGACUCGAUGCGAAAAUGGGGUCAAGCGAUGAUGUCGAGGGUCUAUUUUCACAUGGAUAUCGAUUCCGCAGAGCAGAUCAUGAUCGAGCAACUGGCAGAACACGGCGUCCAGCCUGCUGAUCUUGUUCGGCCGCUCAUGCAGAAUGCCCGCGUUCACAAUCCCUUGGCAGACGAGCAAGACAUCUCCAGGAAAUCUACGUCUUCCCUAGCCUCCCCCGGCGUAAGAAAGAAUUUCAGGAACAGUUUAUCCACGGAGAUUGACCGGUCUUCCACCUCCACGUCCCCUCCACCCUAUGAAACCCACGAAGGGGAAGACCUGCCCGAGGUUCGUACGCCUUCCCAAUUACCCACUUCGGAGAAAAUCGAUAUAGAUCUCCGCUGGACGGUGCUAUGCGAUCUGUUUCUAGUCCUCAUCUCCGAUUCUGCUUACGAUGCGCGGUCUCGGACCCUACUCGAAAGAGUGGGCGAAUCCAUGGAGGUUUCGUGGCUUCAGAUUGCACGAUUUGAAAAGCGUGUGAUCGAUGCCCUCGAAAUGCAAGAGGCUGCAGAGAAGGAGACCUGGGACGAGUCGGAGCACAUGGAGGCACGACGUAAGAAGGCUUUGAAGCGUCGGUACAUCACUAUGGGCUUGGCCACCGUGGGUGGUGGACUCGUCAUCGGUCUUUCUGCUGGACUGCUGGCUCCUGUCAUCGGUGCCGGUCUCGCCGCUGGAUUUACCACCGUGGGAAUUUCCGGUACUGGAGCUUUCUUGGGAGGUGCAGGUGGCACAGCAUUGAUCGCAUCAAGCGCUACCUUGACCGGAAGCUCGAUUGGAAUGAGGGCUUCCAAGAGGCGCACGGGUGCAGUUCAGACCUUUGAGUAUCGUCCUUUGCACAACAACAAGAGGGUGAACCUGAUUGUCACCGUAGCAGGCUGGAUGACCGGUAAAGUCGAUGACGUCCGGCUGCCAUUCAGUACGGUUGAUCCCAUCAUGGGUGAUCUGUACUCGGUCCUCUGGGAGCCUGAAAUGCUUCGGAGUAUGGGUGAAACCAUCAACAUUCUCGCUACUGAGGCCUUGACGCAAGGACUGCAGCAAGUCCUAGGAAACACAGUUCUGGUCGCUCUAAUGGCAUCUUUACAGCUUCCUAUGAUCCUGACGAAACUGUCAUACCUAAUUGACAACCCCUGGAAUGUCUCGCUGGUCCGCGCAAGCGCGGCAGGUCUCAUCCUUGCCGACUCUCUGAUGGACCAUAAUCUCGGAAAGCGACCAAUUACCUUACUUGGCUUCUCUCUCGGUGCGAGAGUCAUCUUCUCCUGCCUUAGAGAACUUGCAGACAAGGGUGCGCAUGGACUUGUUCAGAACGUCUACAUGUUCGGAUCGCCCAUAGUAGCCAGCAAAGAUGAUUAUCUGAAAGCCCGAAGUGUCGUCUCUGGCCGCUUCGUCAACGGCUAUUCCUCCAACGACUGGAUUCUAGGAUAUCUUUUCCGUGCUACGAGCGGCGGUAUUAUGCGUGUGGCCGGUCUCGCCCCCGUCGAGGGGAUUCCCAAUCUGGAAAACUUCGACGUCACCAAAUUGGUGAAUGGCCACAUGGAUUACCGUGCAGCAAUGCCUCGACUAUUGAAGGAAGUUGGAUGGGAAGUCCUGGGCGAGGAAUUUGCCGAGAUUGAGGAUCCUGACCCUGAAAAUCACAACGAGCGACAGCGGGAAUUGAUCCGAGAGAUCGACGAAGCUCGGCGGGAGGCUGAAGCUAAGCCGGAGAAGAAGCGAUUCGGACUUUUCAAGCGAGGAAAACUGGCGCAAAAGAAGGGAUGGGAGACCUACGAUGUGGACCGCAAUAAUGCCACUCCUCGAGAGUCGAGCGACAGUAACGGAGCCGGGACGGUGCUAUUUGACAUCGAUGCGAUCAAGGCUGAACUUGCUUCGGAAAGCAUUGAAGUCAAACAGCUUGAGUCGACGCUUCCACCCAUGAAGUUAGACUUGAACUCCCCUUCGAGUCCCUCUGCUGCUGCUUCAGCGGCACCAUCUCCGUCAGCCGGCAAAGACACCAAAAGUACGGGUACAAGCCAACCUGUCUCUCCAUUGCCUCCAGACCCAGUCGACAAAAAGGGUACCUCGGACACGCAUCAUUCUCCCUACCAUGAAGAAGAAAUCGAGAUGACAUUCGACACCCCUUACCACGAACCCCCACAACGUUCGCAGUCAUCGUUCGGGAAGUCUUCCCAUGACCCCCACGAGCCCCAACCUGCAAGGCCCGAACUCCGAUCUUCAAACACGUUGCCAGUUGGAGUCGGAGUCGGAGCUGGGAUGGGAGUAGGCGCCAGCGCACUCGGUGCCAUGGCUCUCGAGCAAAACGCCUGGGCCGAUCACGACAUAGGCAACGGAGAGGAGGGUGAAAUCUCCAUGUAUUUCGAGUGA
Aspergillus affinis is the source of this 5181-nucleotide messenger RNA. RefSeq names its product DUF726 domain protein. The record is from RefSeq and is a predicted model, not a curated record. The transcript has 8 exons. Lineage: Eukaryota; Fungi; Ascomycota; Eurotiomycetes; Eurotiales; Aspergillaceae. The coding region runs from base 1 to 5181 and encodes 1726 amino acids. Gene Ontology annotation, molecular function: hydrolase activity, acting on carbon-nitrogen (but not peptide) bonds.